Messenger RNA from Anarrhichthys ocellatus (wolf-eel), 4991 nucleotides. It is a transcript of the gene c1s.2, whose product is annotated as complement component 1, s subcomponent .2. The record is from RefSeq and is a predicted model, not a curated record. Gene Ontology annotation, molecular function: calcium ion binding; serine-type endopeptidase activity. Lineage: Eukaryota; Metazoa; Chordata; Actinopteri; Perciformes; Anarhichadidae. Gene Ontology annotation, biological process: zymogen activation. Gene Ontology annotation, cellular component: blood microparticle. The transcript has 25 exons. Bases 304 to 4731 code for a protein of 1475 amino acids.
GACCAAAGGCUGAUUUUGGCACUCUUACUACACAUAGCAAAGCAGCACAAUGAGACAUUUCCUCUCUCCACUACACCCUUUCCUUUCAGUCCAUUGCCAUUGUUCCCACUUAACCUUUUACCCAGUGGCGCAAGCAUGUUGCUGAGCUAAAACUGCAAAAGACAUUUUGUAGUUAUCAGUCGAUCUGAAAAGGUUUUGGCUCGGCCUGUCUUCCUGUCAUCCCACUUACCAGCAGUCACUCCCUCGUUACUGCAAACAUACAAAAACAAAUUUUAUUUGAUAAAAUGCCUGCGUUUGCAAAAUAUGAGUGAGAGAGAACAGGGGGGGGAGGGUGUAGCAAGAAAGAGCGAGAGAUGGAAAGGAAAUUAUGGAGAAAAGGGGAAGGAGAGAUGUUGGUGUAGUUUAUUUGUGAGUGGAUUUGAUCGGAUCACGAUGAUAAGAUUAAGUCUUCUGCUUCUCCUACUCUCCCGCCCGGCCUACUCGAUGCUGCUGGGAUGGGUGGAGUCUCCAGGGUAUCCCACUGGAUAUUUGCCCCAUGCCAGUCUGAACUGGAGCAGGUGUGCCCACAAGGGUCACACCCUCUCCAUCAAGCUCAUCCACCUGGACCUGGAGGACAGCCAAGACUGUGAAAACGAUGCAGUAAAGGUCUUUUCAAAUGGAAACCUAAUCUCAGUUCUGUGUGGCAAAAGGGAAUUUGAGGAGCUUCAGUCCACUGUGAAUCCCUCGCUCCUCUCCUCCCCGGGGGGCUGCCUCUCUCUCACGUUCCACUCCGACUACUCAAACACCAAGAGGCACACCGGCUUCAGAGGGCUUUACAGCGAUCAAGACUUUGAUGAAUGUAAGGACGACCCUGACAACGGAUGCACACAGUUCUGUCACAACUACAUCGGAGGGUACCACUGCUCCUGUCGCCAUGGUUACUACCUGGAUGUGGACAAACACACUUGCACGGUGAGUUGUACUAAGGAUCUGUCAGGGCAGUACAAUGGGGACAUAUCCAGUCCCUCCUGGCCCGCUUCAUAUGCAGAGAAUGCCAACUGUCAGCACACUCUGUCUGUGGAGGCCACCCUGCAACUGGAGUUGCACUUCUCUGAGGAUUUCGAUGUGGAGCAAAGCCCUGAUGGUCAAUGCAUAGAUGCACUGAGUAUUGAGACUCCCUCUGGGAUUCUGGGGCCAUUCUGUGGCCACACGCCUCCCCCAUCUCCCUUUCUCACUCACUCGCAUCACAUCCAAAUCCGCUUCACCUCUGAUGGCUUUGGCACUAACAAAGGCUUCAGUCUCCACUUCACGACCAGAGACAAGGUCUGUCCAGCAGUGGUGACCUCGCACUCCACUGUGACUCCCCAGCAACCAGAAUAUCAUGAGGGUGAAACAGCGACAGUAACUUGUGAUGCUGGCUACGUUGUAAACACUCAAGGCACCCAGGCCCUGUCAACACAGUAUGUGGCGAUAUGUCAGAAUACAGGUGUAUGGACCCCCAAUUACGCCUGUGAACCUGUGGAUUGUGGAUUUCCUGAUAUCCCAGAAGAUGGCAUCCUUCAGUUGGUGGGCUCAGAUAACCCACACACUCAGUAUAAAGACCAGCUUCAGUUUAACUGCAGCUCAAAGUACUACACACUGGAAGGAGAUGACUUGUACACUUGCAGUCCCCGUGGUGAAUGGGUAUCAGGUGGAGGCAAGACAGAGAUGCCAAAAUGCAUUGAAGUGUGCGGAAAGCCUGAAAACCACCGUGCAGCCAGAAUUUUGGGAGGUGAGGAUGCAAACAUGGGAGAGAUACCGUGGCAUCUUUUGAUUAAAGAGCCGAACAGAGGAGGAGCAUCAUUGAUCAAUGACCGAUGGGCUGUCACAGCAGCUCAUGUCGUGGAAACGGCAGAGGAAACCUCUUUGAGACUGUAUGGUGGACUGGUAGAUGGAAGAACGAUAUCAAAAAGGUUUUCUAAUGUAGUUGUCAUGGACAGUGAGAGGAUCAUAAUUCAUCCCGACUACAUCAAAGGCAUUCCUCUUGUAGAACGCUCCAAUUUUGACAAUGAUAUUGCUCUUAUUAGAUUAGCUUCCAGGGUGGAUUUAGGCCCAAACCUCCUUCCCAUUUGUCUGCCAGAGGUAAACAGGGUCCUGUUGGAAAAUGAGCUAGGCACAGUGUCAGGCUGGGGGAUAACAGAAUCAAACAUGCGUUUCCACACGUCUGCUCUGUUAAAAUACGCUCAUAUUGGGGCCUACUCCCUUGCAAAUUGUCAGGAUACACCGUUCACACCUACAACUAACAAACGCAUGACUUUCACUAAUAACAUGUUCUGUGCUGGAGCAGAUGGAAAGGACAGCUGCCAGAAAGACAGUGGAGGUCCGUUUGUUUCGCCUAUGUUGACUGAAGGCAGUGCGCCAUAUCGUCUGACUGGCAUUGUGUCCUGGGGACCCCCCUGUCAACACAAGAAGUACAAGGGUUAUUAUACCAAGGUGGCUAGUUAUGUGGACUGGAUUAAGCAGACAAUAGAUGAAUUAUUUGCAGCAUCGAUCCUGUUUUUCUACAAUUCAAAGUCAAGAGCUCUGUUUCACUUGAAGGUGAAGCAUUUGCUCCUGCAGCAGCGGAUCAGUUCACGCUCAGAUAUAACAUUUAAUCCAGAGAUGGGGUGGACUUUCUGUAUCAUCUUGUUUCUGUAUGUGUCAGUUUGUGAGUGCCGGCGGCUGCCUGAUCCAGAGCCUCUAAUGCAUGGGGCGGUCCAGUCCCCCCAGUAUCCCCAGCCUUACCCUCCCAACCUGCAGGAGCAGUGGGACCUCAGUGUGCCCGAGGGCUACCAGAUCCAAAUCACCUUCACACACCUGGACAUUGAAGCUUCUGCAGGCUGCUAUUACGACGCCCUCACAGUUCUCUAUGAUGCAAAGAUCCUGGGAAAGUUUUGUGGCCAUGAGAACUUGGCUGAUGGGCAUCAUCCAGGCAACCAGCCCAUCCUGUCUCCAGGCAGCAGACUCACCCUGAUAUUCCAGACGGACGACAACAACCCAGAGCGCCAUCAGAAUGUGGGCUUCUCUGCACAGUACCAGGCAAUAGACACAGAUGAGUGUUCUGCGCCAGAACCUCAGGAUGGCUCAGGUCCUCUCUGCUCUCAGAUCUGCCUCAACACCCUUGGCUCAUACCUUUGCGCCUGUCAUCACGGCUACGAGCUUCGUCCAGACCAGCGCAGCUGUGUGUUAUCCUGCGGCGGUGGUAUAUUUGAUGAGCUAGAAGGACACCUGUUCAGUCCAGGAUACCCGAACCCCCCGCCUCAAGCUGUGUCCUGUCAGUACAAUAUUUAUGUAAAAUCUGGCUUCACCAUCGCUCUUAACUUCACUGACAUCUUCCGCAUCGAGAGCGUGGACACUGAGCAAGGCCCAAACUGUCUAUAUCAUUGGUUGCAGCUGACCAUCCCAGACAGAGAGCCCAUGAAGCUGUGUGGUGGAAAGAGUCCAGGUCUGAUAGUCACAAACUCCAACACUGUCAGACUGGACUACCACACUGAUGAUGAAGGCCUGAGCAAAGGCUGGAGCCUGGACUACAGCACUUACAGAGUAAAGUGUCCAUUUCCCGGUAAUGUGGCUAAGGGCAGGGUCACUCCUAUCUUGACCGAAUAUUUCUACAGAGACUACAUCUUUGUGCGCUGUGAACAAGGAUACAAGCUGAUGAUGGACGGUGAGGAGGUCGAGGGUUUCUCUACCAUGUGCCAAAGCAAUGGAAAGUGGCACCUCCCUCUGCCAGAAUGUCACAUAAUUGAUUGUGGAGAACCUAAACCUUUGCUGAAUGGAGGGGUGACCUUCCUGUCUGGCCUUCAGAAUCAGUACCGUUCUGUUGUCCAGUAUCACUGUAACGAACCAUUUUACUCUCUCCUUGGAGAUAUAAAUGUUGUCUACACCUGUGAGGCAGACAGAGAGUGGAGAUCCAACAACGAUAUUGUUGUCAGUCCAACAUGCAUACCAGUUUGUGGCCAGCCCACAAAACUCAUCACUACCUAUCAAAAGAUCAUUGGAGGCAGUGAUGCUCCAGACAAUACCAUCCCCUGGCAAGUGCUCCUGAGUGUAGCUCGAGGUAGAGGAGGAGGCAUGGUGAUUGGAGACCGCUGGAUAAUGACUGCAGCUCAUAAUUUAAUGGAAAAUGGAAAUCCAAUUUCAAAAGAGACCGUACGGAUUUUCAUGGGAAUUACUGACGCCAACCUGUUGGGCUCUCCUGUGUUGGCUGCCUCGAUCCACAUUCACCCUCAAUACAAUAACCCCAACCAUCUAGAGUACAACAAUGACAUUGCCUUGAUCAAAAUGCAAGACUCAGUCACAUUCAACUCAUCCAUUAUGCCAAUAUGUUUGCCAGCAGUGGGCGCCACAUACACCACUGGCACGAUGGGACUGGUUUCAGGAUUUGGACUAACAGAAAUUAACAACACACGGAUUUUGACAAAUAGGAUGAAGUUUCUGCAACUCCCUGUGGUGAUGCAGCAGACAUGCAGUAAUUCAUUCACUCUGUUGAAGAGGAAAAGCAGCAAUGUACCGAGUCUGACAAACAACAUGUUUUGUGCUGGAGUCCCUGAAGGGGGGAAGGACUCCUGCCAAGGUGACAGUGGAGGACCCUACGCCCUGAGAACCAACCAACGGUUCUGGGCUGCUGGGAUCGUCAGCUGGGGGAUUGACUGCGGAAAGCCGGGAAGAUAUGGAGUCUAUACCAAAGUCGCCAACUACAUAGACUGGAUCAACAAGAUGAUGCAGGAGAACUGAAAUUUACAGUAAUUCAUGACAACAUGAUAAAAAUAGAGAACUGCAGUAAUUUUGCUGCAAAUAUACUCUUUCUUCAUGUUAAAGCAUUCAAUGUAACAAAAAGCUAUGAAAUUAGAUAAAAUGAUUAAGUACAAAUUAUGAUUUGGACAAUUUAAAAAUGUCCUAAAACUAUUAAAUGAAUGUCAUACUAAUUGUAAAGUCAUCACAUUCAAAUUUUCCAAAAGCAUUUUUUGAAUAAAGUUAAAUAAUACAAACUUAAA